Molecule: messenger RNA, 2612 nt
Organism: Salvelinus sp. IW2-2015
Lineage: Eukaryota; Metazoa; Chordata; Actinopteri; Salmoniformes; Salmonidae
Source: RefSeq, a predicted model, not a curated record
UGUGUCUAGGACGCAAUGUGUAGUUCCGCCCUGAGAGUGACAUCGAAAUACUCGUUGGAAUAGGAACGCAACCAGGCAAAGAACAAGAACGUGCAGUUUAUAACACCGGUAUUUCACCAAAAGUCCAGAGGAUUUGACGCAUAUCGAACGGAUACGUAUUCAACCCAAGCGCAUCCUCAUCCACUGAGCACCCACCGACACUGGACGUCCAUGGUCAUUGAAAAGUAGUUGACAUUUGGUCAGUCCACCCUGGCCUUGAUGUUAACGUCCACAGACGGAUCGGACUGGACCAAAUCUGAACCUAUCAGUGAUGUACAUUGACAAGACAGGAAGAUGGAUGAGCUACAGGACGUGCAGUUGACUGAGAUCAAGCCCCUGCUGACCAAUAAGAAUUCCCAUAACUUCCAGGACUUUGACUGCCAGGAGCAUGAUAUUGAGACUCAGCAUGGCGUGCUCCAUGUGACCAUGAGGGGCGUUCCCAAGGGCAACCGGCCAGUAAUCCUCACCUACCAUGACAUCGGACUCAAUCAUAAGUCGUGCUUCAACACGCUGUUUAACUUUGAGGACAUGCAAGAGAUCACGCAGCACUUUGCUGUGGUCCACGUGGACGCCCCCGGACAGCAGGAGGCGGCAGCACCCUUCCCCACCGGGUACCAGUACCCGACCAUGGACGAACUGUCUGAGAUGCUGCCCUCGGUUAUGACUCAGCUCAAGGUGAACAGUGUGAUUGGGAUUGGCGUGGGAGCAGGAGCCUACAUCCUAUCCCGGUUUGCAUGGACCAGUAACAUCGUGGACACAGUGAUGGCUCACCACUUCAGCACUGAUGAGCUAACAGACAACCAAGAGCUGAUCCAGACCUACCGCCUUCACAUCGCCCAGGACAUCAAUCAGGACAACCUGGCCCUCUUCUGUGCCUCCUACAACGGUCGUCGGGAUCUGGAAAUCGAGAGACCAGUCAUUGGUCUGAAUGAGGACACAGUGAACACACUGACGUGCCCUUCUCUGUUGGUGGUUGGAGACACAUCUCCUGCAGUGGAGGCAGUGGUGGAGUGCAAUUCCAGGUUAAAUCCAACCAAGACUACACUGUUUAAGAUGGCUGAUUGUGGAGGCUUGCCUCAGGUUGUGCAGCCUGGGAAACUGGCAGAGGCCUUCAAGUACUUUGUUCAGGGUAUGGGUUAUAUUCCCUACAUUCUUCUCAGUCACCUGAGCAACGAAUCAGUGCCCACGGCUGGAAUGAGUCGUCUGGUCCGAUCCCGCACCACCUCCUCCUCCAGCAUCACCUCCAUGGACAGCAUCCGCAGCCGCAACCUCAACAGCCUGCUGGAGAGAGCCAACACCACUGGGGGRCUGGACAACCAGCCUGGGCCCCAGACCAUGGAGGUCUCCUGCUAAAUCUUCCCAUCUCUCCCUCACUCCACAUAGGGUAGCAGCCCUCACCGAUGGCCCUCUCUUCCUCCCUCUCUUCCUCCAUGUCUCCCAGUCUCUCUCUCUCUCUCUCUCUCUCCUACCCUGCUCCGAAGCUACUCAAUGCCAGGGUGUUCUGUGAUGAAUUGUGUGAUAAAUAUGAGAAUAUAUACAAUUGAAGAUUAAAUAUAAUACUGUAUACAUGUCAAACUUCGAGCCACAAGCUGAGGGGACAAAAUAAAGGAUGAAUCAGAUAUACUGUAUACUCCAAGGGUCUAGAUGGUACGAUCCCCCACCAAACUGUUUCUCAUCAUUUCAUAUGUAUGCAUGUGUCUUGUGCAAGUGAAUCUGGAGACUUAUUUUCCGGGUUUCAAUUACUGUUUGUCCCUCCUUUGUUCCGAUUGUUGCCUUUCACAUCUUUUAUUUAUUUGAUUCACCAUGUGUCUGUGUGUAUAGGAUUGGUUCCUCAGCACAGGAGGGGUUGAAGAGUCCCAUCUCUCACAUCCACUGGAGUCUAAACACACAUUCCUCUUCCUUCUCUUAUACUAUGUUCUAGAACACAUUUACACUUCAAACCUUCAUUCAUUGCACAUAUUUAGACAAAUUUUUUGUAUGUUGUGAACUGUGAACACACGCCUCCUUUGAUUGUGUGGCAUAGUGUAGAUGUGUGUUUUCCUGUACUGUACCUUGCUGCACUGCUCUGCUCUGCCGAGUCACUCCAUUCACACUGUAGAAUGAUCACUCAAGCUGGGUGCAAACACAAGAUUAAUGACUUCCUUUACAUUUCUCUGCAUUGUGUUGUUUUCCAAAUGGCAGGUUAUACUGGCCCAAAUGACAGAAUGAAUGRGCUGUGUUUUGGUUGUUCUAGAACAUUAUACUUGCUUUUUAGGAAUAUGCAAAAAUGUAAGGAAAUUCAAUGGGAAAGAACUGUGGGCCAGUGUGAUUGUCUGGAUUCAAUCACUUCUCCUUUCAUCUGUUUCGAAAAUGUUUAUUUUGUAAUUGAUGUCGUCUUUUUCUGCUUUACAUUUUUGUUUUUAUAGUCCGUUCACUCGUCGCUUGAGUAGACAUACACGAUGAAUAACAACUUAACAAGCCUGUUAUAAUGUGAAAAUGUGUUCAGUCUUCACUGCAGGGCCCAGUGGUGCUUAUCACGGUCUGCCAAUUCAACUCAUUUAUACUACUAAAUAAAGCUAGAAGAUGUAAAAUGG